Rubroshorea leprosula is the source of this 1841-nucleotide messenger RNA. The record is from the annotation of a GenBank genome assembly. Lineage: Eukaryota; Viridiplantae; Streptophyta; Magnoliopsida; Malvales; Dipterocarpaceae.
GUUUGCUUAUCUCUUAUCCUUUAUUGAAUUUUAACUUGAUAUGCUUAUUCAUCCUGACAAGAAGAGUAGCAAGAAGUUUGUCAGUCUUGCUUGCUAGUGAAUGGAAUGUAAUUUUACCUACUACUUUGCUGACCAGGUAGAUCCCUCUCCAACGACUGGUUCCCUUACUAAGUAUCUAGCAGCGCAAGCCUCUGUUGCUGCCAGUUCAUAUCAUGUAACAGCAGUGUGCUCUGAUGCCUUUGAUGAAAGAAAAUCCAGCUGCUUUGAGUUUAGGCUCCCUUCUUCUUCAAACAUGGCUCCUGCAGAUAUGAGUCAUCAGAGAAGUGAAAAGUCCCUGCAUAUCCAAGGUCAGUCAACACCAGUUAAAACUGAGAUGGCAAGCUCCUCGAAUGAUUUGAGUCUCUCGGUACCUGUUCCCUUGGCUACUUCUGGUUCUAGUGCACCUGCUGAAGUUGAUUUUGAUGAACCAAACCAGGCUGGUCACCCCCAUGGUGGGAUACAGGUGGCUCAGUCUGAUCAUAGAGGAAGUGGCCCUCCAAUGUCAUCUGAUGAUGGUUACAACUGGAGAAAGUAUGGACAGAAACAUGUUAAAGGAAGUGAAUUUCCAAGAAGUUAUUACAAAUGUACACAUCCUAAUUGUGAAGUGAAAAAGCUUUUUGAGCGCUCACAUGAUGGUCAGAUCACAGAGAUAAUAUACAAAGGUACACAUGAUCAUCCUAAACCUCAACCAAGCCGCCGCUAUUCUUCUAGUAAUAUUGUGUCAGGCCAAGAAGAAAGAUCUGAUAAAUUGUCAUCUCUGACUGGAAGAGACGACAAGUCAUCUAAUAUAUGCAGUCAGAUGCUGCAUGCCAUUGAACCAAAUGGUAACUCUGAACUCUAUCCUGUCACAGUAAAUGAUGAUAAUGUUGAUGAAGUUGAUGAUGAUGACCCAUUCUCAAAACGAAGGAAGAUAGAUGGGGGGAUUGAUAUCACUCCUGUGGUAAAGCCAAUCCGUGAGCCACGUGUGGUUGUGCAGACUCUGAGUGAAGUUGAUAUACUGGAUGAUGGGUACCGGUGGCGCAAAUAUGGGCAGAAAGUUGUGAGAGGGAAUCCCAAUCCAAGGAGUUAUUACAAGUGCACAAAUGCUGGAUGCCCUGUCAGGAAACAUGUGGAGCGAGCAUCACAUGAUCCUAAAGCCGUUAUAACCACAUAUGAAGGGAAACACAACCAUGAAGUACCUACUGCAAGGACUAGUAGUCAUGACACAGCAGGAACAGCUGCCAUGAAUGGACCACCAAGGAUUAGAUCCGAAGAAAGUGAUUCAGUCAGCCUUGAUCUUGGGGUUGGGAUUAGUUCUGUUCCUGAAAGCAGUUCAAACCAGCACCAGCAAGUGCAUCCUGAUCUAGUCCAAAUCCAUACGCAGACUAGCAGUUCCAGCUUCAAAUUUGUUCAAACAACCCCAAUUGCAGCAUAUUAUGGUGUUCUAAAUGGUGGCAUAAGCCAGUAUGGAUCUAGAGAAAGUCGAAGUGAAGGCCAUGGUGUUGAACUUCCACCUCUAAACCAUUCUUCAUACCCUUAUCCACAGAGCAUGGGAAGAAUACUAACGGGUCCCUAAAUUUGUUAGAUGGGAAGGAAAAAAUAAUAAAAAAGGGACAGAACUUCUACUUUUCUUUAUUCUGGAGAGUUAAAAAAACAAGGCAGAACUAUGUUAGGGUUUACUCUUUGCUGCUGAUCUUUGUUAACUGCCUUCUGUUGCCAUACUCACUGAUUGUAUUAACUUUUGAGUUUGUAUAAAUAUGGAUCUAAUACAGGUAUUAUUUGCUACAAAAAACAGUGCUGUAAAAUCAAGUUCUUGAAAUGGA